AAGCUAGAGCAUUGCACAUAUAGGCGCCGGAUCGCGAACUCCGGAGUGAACUAUGGCGGUAGCGCGAAACAGGGUUCUGGCAUUGGCCAAAGGCGGUUCCUCCAGGAUUCCGCUACGGUUACAGGAAGCUCAUUAUCGAUGUAUUUGCCGGAGAUUUGUUUCUACUGAUCCGUCGAAUUCGAUUUUGAAUCCUCUGGUUCUCAGGUUGAUUCAGGAGCCAAGUUCGUCUGUGAAAUCCGUGCUUGAUUCGCCGGAAAAUGAUUUUCUUGGCAGCUCGCGACUUUCCUGGAAAGCUCUUGUUACGUCUCUUAUAUCUUCCUCGUCGCCUAAGAAGGCUCAGCUGGCUUUGGAAUGGAGAUUGGAGAAAAUGAACAAAGAAAACGAGAGGGAUCCUGACUUUUACAUCGACCUAAUACGUCUUUGUGGAGAGCUUCAGAAUGUCCCUCUUGCAAUGCGUGUCUUCACAGCUAUGGAAUUUCAAGGAGUUAAACCCACGGUGACUGCUUUCAAUUCACUUAUAGAGGUUUGUAUAUCUUCGCAUAAUAUGAUAACUGCCUUCAGCAUGUUUGAAAUAAUGAAAAAUUCUGAAAGUUUUAAACCCAAUGCUGACACUUUCUUCUAUUUCAUUUCGGCAUUCGCCAAACUGCGCGAUGUAAAUUCCAUGGAAGCAUGGUAUUCAGCCAAAAGAGCGUUUGAAUUCUCUGCUGAUCUUCGAACCUAUGAAGCUCUUAUACAUGGUAGUGUGAAUUCAAAGUGCUUUGACUUUGCUGUUAGAUGUUUUGAUGAAAUGAUGUUAUCUGGCAUUGUGCCCAACGCAAUCAUAUUGGAUAAUAUGCUUGAAGGGUUCUGUAAAAGGAAAGAUUUGGAUGAACUCAAGAAGUUCUUAACUGUUGUGCUUGACAAAGGAUGGGAGAUCAAAUGGAAUGUGGUAGAGAAAUUCAUUCCGAUAUGGUUUGAAUCUGGGGAGGCGGAAGGAAUGGAGGAGAUCCUUACCAAGCUGAACGAAGCAGCUCGACUAUAAAGAAGAGGAUAUUCAAGAAUAAGUAUGUUCCGGAGUUUAGCAGCUUUAAAUAGAGUAAAUAUUCUAUGGGAGUUCAUUUUUCUUUCAUUUUCUUCUUCUGGCCUGAGAGAGGAAAGAAAAUUGAAUUCGAUUCUCAAUAGCAUAUCGUCAUAAAGAAAUGGUAGAAUGAUAACAACGUGUGUGCCCCAUGUUCAAACGAUUCGAUGGAACUCUUUAAACAUGGCUUGCCAUUUGAAUGGGCAGAUGGGCUUGCCACUUGAAUGCCAUUUGAAUGGACUAGACUUAUUUAUUGACAGCAGUAAA
Molecule: messenger RNA, 1324 nt
Organism: Cucurbita maxima (winter squash)
Lineage: Eukaryota; Viridiplantae; Streptophyta; Magnoliopsida; Cucurbitales; Cucurbitaceae
Product: pentatricopeptide repeat-containing protein At2g37230-like
Exons: 2
Coding region: 53-1021 (322 amino acids)
Molecular function (GO): mRNA binding; protein binding
Source: RefSeq, a predicted model, not a curated record